This is a messenger RNA of Colias croceus (clouded yellow), 1904 nucleotides long. Its product is annotated as RNA-binding protein 45-like. The record is from RefSeq and is a predicted model, not a curated record. The coding region runs from base 200 to 1597 and encodes 465 amino acids. NCBI's taxonomy places the organism in Eukaryota, Metazoa, Arthropoda, Insecta, Lepidoptera, Pieridae. The transcript has a single exon. Gene Ontology annotation, molecular function: RNA binding.
UGUGGUUUAUUGCUCUGAGGAAAGAAUACUCUAAAGAGUAUAUUAAUAUAGAGGGGAAUACUCAAUACGUACCUACCUACUCUGUACCUACUCAUUUUAUGAAUUUCUUGCUAAAACAAUUAAUCUUAAAUACUUACAUAGUCUAAUUAUUGUUUUAUAAUAAUUUUCAACACUAGAAAUUGUGAAAUAAGAGUGGAGGAUGGAUAAUCGCCGUAAAUAUUCACGCAAUGAAGAACGGAGCGAAGAUGUUCCUGUAUACUCCAGAUUAUUUGUUGUUUGUGAUCGUAAUUUAAAAGAAGAAACAUUACGCGAUGAAUUUUCAAAAUUUGGCAUCAUUGAUGAUCUGCGAAUUCCACUAGAUCAUAAUACUGGCGAGCCCAAAGGAAUAGCAUUUAUAAAAUACUCUAAAACUUCAGAAGCUGCAGUUGCUCUUGAAAACAUGCAUGGAAAAACUUUGAGAUCUCGUCAGCUUAAAGUGAUGGUAGCUGCAAACCGAUCGGAUAUUCAAACGGAUGAACUCGAUGAUGAAAAAUAUAGACGUUUAUUCUUACAUAUUGCUAAGGAAAUGAAUGAAGACCAUGUAAAAGAACAUUUUCAACAGUAUGGGUUUGUUGAAGAUGUCUUGGUUCAAAGAGACAGAAAUACAGGAGCUCCUAGGGGGUUUGCAUAUGUAAAAUUUCGAAAAUUUUCUGAAGCUGCAAUUGCAUUUGAGCAAUGUGAUAGACGUUACCGAGCUAUCUUUGCAAGUCCUAAAGGACAAAGACGCCCUGAGACGACUUUUGAAUCAAAUAUAAAUUCACUAGUGGCUGGUAAUUCUAUCAUGUCUAUGAUGAAUGUGAGACCGAAAGGUUUUACUCGUCUACAUUUCAUGUGCAGUCCUUAUUUGCUGGAAAUGCAUGUUGCGCGGCUAUUUAAUAUAAUACCUGGUAUGAUAAAUUGUAAGCUUAUAUUUGAUAUAGUUCGGAAUUUCAGUAAAGGUUUUGUUGAAUAUUCCAAUCCAAUUUGUGCACAAUAUGCACUCGAACAACUAAAUGAGUUUGAAUAUCCUCCAGGACAGAGGAUAUUUGUCAAACCUGCCACCCUGAACUUUGGUCAGCAUGAGGAGAAUUCAUUCAAUUUACCUAACACUGUUAACAAGCUGAAGGAUGCCAUAAAUUCCACACAGAAUUCCCAAACUCCCGAUUUAGCAAAACUUGCCGAAGCAAUUGCAGAGGCUUCCAAAAUCAUAAAAAUGGCAACAGCUGGUGUUGCUGAUGAUAAUAUUCCAGAUGCUGGUGAUUUGAAUUACUGUAGUGUUGCAUUGCCAUCACCCCAACCAUUGGCAGAUAUUGAUAGCCCUGUAGCCAAGAGGUGCUUUUUGAUUUGUAAGCCACAACCUCCUCCAUUAACAGUUUUACGUGAUAUAUUUUGUCGUUUCGGUAAUCUUAUCAAUGUAUAUACUUUACCGAAUAAGACAGUAGGUUAUGCGCGUUACUCAACUGUUGAGUCGGCAGAUAUGGCAAUCAAAACCUUACAUGGGGCAGAAAUUUGCGGUGUAAGAAUAAAAGUCAUAGAGGCGGAGGAAGAGGUGCCCAACAAAAGACCGAGGUUCGACUAAACAGAACAGACAACAUGACUCGGACAAGACGCGAAGACAUACGCUGGACGUACCGACAAUUGGAUUUGUUAACAUACUUACAGACAAAUAAAUUAUUUAAGAAUAACUGACAUUUCUUGAGUAUUUGCGUACAAUAUUGUUCCAAAACUUGUGAGUUGGUACUAUUAUAUUUCUACUUCUUACAACAUUUUAAAGACUUGAUGUGAUUCAAUAAAUUUCUCAUAAAGUUUACAUUGUAUUGUACGCAAACUAUACCCCACAACAUUCCCAUAUAAGUUGACUUGGACAAGGAAAAUAAAGACAAACU